AUGUGGACAACGACGGCUUCCGCCACAGUUGGCUCUGAUUUUAAGGACGAUGUCCCUCCUAUCGAGGCGGGAGUCCGAGGAUCAGGUGUGGCUAGUGGUAAAGUUGUCUCCCAUCAUCGGUCUACUACUGUGGAUUCCGACCUCGAGGAGGAUGGCGGUGGUAGUUCUAUCAGUCGACGGUUGCGUCGGAAGAGCAACAUUGAUCCUCUAUUUUCUAAGUCGCCUAUUGUUAUCGAGAUUGCCGAUAUUGAUGACCCGCAAGCGGUGGAAACAGCGGGUUUGCGUCGGCCGGGGGAGCCAGGCAUUAUGGGUGCUUACUCCGUACCUCCCUCUGUUCCCGGUGAUGCCCUGUCGGUGGCCGCGUGUAUGGCUGCUGGUGUAGAGAAGGGAAAGCAGGUGGCACGCAUGUGGUCGGCUGGUAAUAGCCCUGGAUCGUCUGAUCCGGACGCUAUGGCACAAUCUAUUGAUGAAAUGCAUGAUAUCGUCAGAGCUUUUGCUGAGACAGAUUUCGCUUCCUACCUCUGUUUGGGUGAGCUCGACCUGGUUGAUCUUUUCCAAUUGUGCUCUGAAGAGGAGGAACGCAUUCCAGACGGUGGCGUUGGCGGUACUGCUUCGACUCAACCUCGCCAGGGUUAA
Messenger RNA from Lactuca virosa, 636 nucleotides. Lineage: Eukaryota; Viridiplantae; Streptophyta; Magnoliopsida; Asterales; Asteraceae. The record is from the annotation of a GenBank genome assembly.